UGCCGAUAGGGAGAUCCACGGAAGAGAAGAGAGCUCCCUAUCGGCAGAUCAAAGCCACAUCUGUUGGGUCUCAACGGAAACGACGUGCUGUCACCCCAAAAGUGGAACAAACAAAAGAGGAACAGUCUGUGGAGCUUGCCUCCUCACCUGGCUUUUCACUUCUCCCCAGGUUUGCAAUCACAGGGACCUAAAUCUGCCAAUAAAGGAUGCUUUUCCACUUCUGCCCCCAGUGUGGCACCAAACUACAACCUGGCUUCCGGUUCUGCCCCUCCUGUGGGGACAAGCUGCAGUGUGUUGUGGACCCCUCUGGACCUGUGGAGGUUGCUUCCUCUGGAGUCUCUCAGCUUCAUGUCGCUGAUGGUGUAAUUAUGACUGCUAAUGCAAGCAGUCCUACUCCAAGCACAGCACAGCUGACUGGCUGGGACACAGAAGGCCUCGUCUGUGCCAACCCCAGCCCUGUGUCGACCCGUCCCCCACUCCAUAGGACCUGUAACUCUGUCCCCGUGGCCUGGAGCGAGGAAGCUCCUAGUAGUAUAACCAGUCCCCCUGUCACCGCCUCCCCAAAACAUACUGCAGAUCAAAGCCACAAAUCUGUUUUGUCUCCACGGAAACGACGUGCUCUCACCCCAAAAGAGGAACAGUCUGUGGAGCUUGCCUCCUCACCUGGCUUUUCACCUCUCCCCGGGUCCCCCUCCACAGUCAAGGGAAAGGCAAAGAAGGCCAAGCGGGUAUGUGCUGUGGAGCCACUGCAGGAAGGGGAAGAGCUUUGUGACACAACUGGCAGGAAAUGGAGGCUGUUGAAACUGUUGAGUCAGAGCGAUGCAGAGAUGUUCUAUGGAGUCCAGCAGAAUGGGCAAGGUGCCAAUUCCAGUGACUACAAGCACAUCCUCAAACUAGGGGCUAAGGACGGGAAGAUGUUUAAUGAGCAGAACUUCCUGCAGAGAGCUGCCAAGCCCUCAUCUGUGGACAAGUGGAUAAAGCAUGCCAAGAUGGACUUCCUUGGGAUUCCUUCCUGUGUAGGAUUUGGUCUCCAUGCAGACUCAUACAGGUUUUUGAUUUUCUCCAGCAUGGGCCAAACUCUUCAGUCUUUCAUGGAUGAGGGGGAGGGGCUCCUGUCUGAGAAAGCGGUCCUUCAGCUGGCCUGCAGAGUAUUGGAUGUGUUGGAGUUCAUCCAUGAAAAUGAGUAUGUUCACGCAGACAUCCAUGCUGAAAACAUCUACAUCAGCCCAGCACAACAAACACAGGUUAAUCUUGCAGGGUACUGCCAUGCUUUCCGGUACUCACCUGGUGGCCGGCAUGUGGAGUACCGUGAGAGCAGCCGAACACCAAAUGAAGGAGCCAUAGAUUUUAUAAGCCUGGAAUCUCACAAGGGAGCAGGUCCGUCUCGGCGUAGUGACCUGCAGGCUUUGGGCUACUGCAUGCUGCGCUGGUACACAGGGGCACUGCCCUGGACCUCCCUCACACACACUCCAGCCCGCGUUGCCACGGAGAAGGAGAGGUACAUGGAGGAUGUUCCAGGUCUCCUGAGUCACUGCUUCGGACAGAAGAAAGUCUCCAGUGCGCUGCAGGGGUACCUGUCUCAGGUGAUGGCUCUGCAGUACUCUGACCAGCCGGACUACAGGGCUCUGAGGGCAGGCCUUAGUGCAGCUCUGCAGAAGCUGGGAGGGUCACUGGAGCAACCUCUUGACCUUCAGGUCAGAACACCCACACCCACACAACCUCCACACUAUCCCCAAGCUCCAUUGAGAAAACUGUCAGAUGACCACAGAAACCUGGAACCCCCCCCUCCCCCCCAGCAGGUCUGACCAGAAUCCUGUCCCUUCCAACUGAUGAAAGCGAUCUGAGGAAGAUGAUACUUCGGGAUGAUAAUUCACUAAUGGGAUUUUUAGCCAGCUGUUUUUAAAAUGCUGACUUCAUGACUAUGUGGUGUGGGUCCUGCUGUGGUUUUACUGCACUCGAGGAGCGUGUGAAGGUGCGUUUCAUUAAGUUCACUGGAGGUGCAGUGCACAGAAACUCCUGGUUAUGCCAGGUUAGUGAGCACUGCUGUACUGUAUUAUUGUCAGCAGUAGUUGGCGCUGUGGCAGUGAGUGGGUAGUUAAUGUUUAACCUAUGAAAUAAUACAGUUUAUAACAAAGAGCCUUUGUUCAGGGUGGUAAUGAUUGUAAGUACAAAAAUGUACACUGUUCCAGUUAGGUGUUGUAGAUGUCCAUGAUAUGCAUUUUACUUUUUGUAUUGUUUUCAUAUCAGGAUAAUACUUUGUCAUUAAAGAGCUUUUAUUAAUUCAA
Oncorhynchus kisutch (coho salmon) is the source of this 2285-nucleotide messenger RNA. It is a transcript of the gene vrk3, whose product is annotated as VRK serine/threonine kinase 3. Gene Ontology annotation, molecular function: ATP binding; protein kinase activity. The transcript has 15 exons. Bases 207 to 1805 code for a protein of 532 amino acids. The record is from RefSeq and is a predicted model, not a curated record. NCBI's taxonomy places the organism in Eukaryota, Metazoa, Chordata, Actinopteri, Salmoniformes, Salmonidae. Gene Ontology annotation, biological process: protein phosphorylation.